CUCACCACCAUGCUCGGCUUCAACCGUAACCAAGAAAGGAUUCACAUUCUCAAAGAUGUCACCGGCAUUCUCAAACCUUCCCGGAUGACCCUUCUCCUUGGACCCCCAGGCUGUGGCAAAACCACCCUUUUGCUAGCACUUGCUGGAAAGCUCAACAAAAGUCUCAAGGUAACAGGAGAAAUCGACUACAAUGGUGUCAAGCUGCAAGAUUUUGUUCCAGAGAAGACAGCAGCGUACAUUGGUCAGUAUGAUCUUCAUGUCCCUGAGAUGACUGUCAGGGAGACGCUUGACUUCUCUGCAAGAUUCCAGGGAGUUGGCAGCAGAGCAGAAAUCAUGAAGGAAGUCAUUAGAAGGGAGAAGGAGGCUGGGAUCAUCCCUGACCCCAACAUAGAUACAUAUAUGAAGGCAAUAUCUGUGGAUGGUUUAGAAAGAAGCAUCCAAACAGACUACAUUAUGAAGAUAAUGGGACUUGACAUAUGCGCUGAUGUACUAGUAGGAGAUGCCAUGAGAAGAGGUAUUUCAGGCGGUGAGAAGAAAAGACUAACGACAGGAGAGAUGAUAGUAGGACCAUCAAAAGCGCUCUUCAUGGAUGAAAUAUCAACUGGGCUGGACAGUUCUACCACCUUCCAAAUUGUUUCUUGUCUCCAACAGCUAGCUCAUAUAUCAGAGUCUACCAUACUGGUCUCACUCCUUCAACCCGCACCAGAGACUUACCAACUUUUUGAUGAUAUUAUCUUGAUGGCUGAAGGACAAAUCGUAUACCAUGGUCCGAAGAGCUGCAUUAUGAGUUUCUUUGAAUCUUGUGGCUUUAAGUGCCCCGGAAGAAAAGGGGAUGCUGACUUCCUUCAAGAGGUAUUUAGCAAAAUACUAAUUUACAUAUGUCAAAAUAAGCAUCAAUAGAUCUCUGAGUUCAUGUAAGCAUGGUUCUCCCUGUCGUCUAACAAGCCAUGGUGCUUAUUUCACUUAAGGGUUAAGGAAAGCAAAUCCAAUACGCAUGGAACCUG
Triticum urartu is the source of this 1004-nucleotide messenger RNA. NCBI's taxonomy places the organism in Eukaryota, Viridiplantae, Streptophyta, Magnoliopsida, Poales, Poaceae. The record is from RefSeq and is a predicted model, not a curated record.